UUUUUUUACCAAUAAGACCCCUUGUCUCAAUUCGAAUCACAUAUACACUGCAAAACAUACAUCCCUUUUUUAUUUUUAUAAUUACUUAUUUCAUUCCCCUUUUAAAACAUAUUUAUACAAAAAUAAGUAUAUAACGUGUUGUUGAUCUACUUCCCUUGAUUUGUUCCUUUUUUUUUUUUUUUUUUUUUCUUCCUUUCACUUUUUAUUUUAUUUGUCAUCUGUAUAAUGGAUAAUAAUGUAUCAUCAGUAGAGCAACCCAAAUUUUAUAAUAAUCCAUCCUUGAUUGAUGAAAAUAAUAUACAGAAUUCCAGCCCAUUUCACUGCUACGAUGCAUAUAACAACUACACAUUUUCUGUGACAAGGAGAAAAGGUACAACUUUUAUCAAUCCUUCGUUUAAAGAUGAAUCCUUAGUCGAGCUUAAAGUCGGUGUUUUGCUCCCAUUUCAUCAAAACGAUAAUAACAGAACUAAAAUUAUGACGAUGAGUGGCAUAUCCGCCAUCCGAUUGGCCGUCGCAGAAAUUAAUGCACAAAACAUGAUCCCUGGUGCGUAUAUUACAUUAGUCGAAAAAGAUUCCUAUCCAAAAGCGGUCGAAG
Messenger RNA from Mucor mucedo, 595 nucleotides. RefSeq lists its product as uncharacterized. The transcript is spliced from 2 exons. NCBI's taxonomy places the organism in Eukaryota, Fungi, Mucoromycota, Mucoromycetes, Mucorales, Mucoraceae. The record is from RefSeq and is a predicted model, not a curated record. The annotation marks the transcript as partial.